Molecule: messenger RNA, 910 nt
Organism: Microplitis mediator
Lineage: Eukaryota; Metazoa; Arthropoda; Insecta; Hymenoptera; Braconidae
Product: NPC intracellular cholesterol transporter 2-like
Exons: 3
Coding region: 337-792 (151 amino acids)
Source: RefSeq, a predicted model, not a curated record
GUAAGUGACGACACUUUGGUAUUACAAAAGUUUUAAAUAGAUUUCUAACGUUUCUGACAAGACUCGACACUCGAGGCGACUCACUUCAUAGGAAUAUUUUUGAUUGCUGUAUUUAACAACGUAGUUCUCGAUAAACUAAUCCGAUAAGAUUUCUUUGUUUUCGAUAAUCAACAGUUCGUCUUCAAGGUCUCUAAAUGACCACGUGUAAUUUUUAAUAUUCUUCGACCAAUCCCUACUAGCCACUUGGGUGAUAAUUUUCGGCAGUAUAAAUAGACACCAUUAGAUCAAAAUUUUAGUUUGCUUUCCGUUCUGAAACUAUAAAGUUUACUUGUCACAAUGUUCGCAAAAGCAUUUAUUAUCGCGUCAUUCUGCGUGGCUGCUUCACUCCAGUGGACGCAAUUCAAAUCUUGUGGAGAUCCUACACACGAUCCUCAUCGUUUGAUAGUAGACGGUUGCAGCACUUUUCCGUGUGUAAUUCACACAAAAUACGGUGUUGCCGCACAAUGGGACUUUUUUGCAAGUAAAGAUACAGAAGUGUUGAAACCAAAAGCUGAAUUUUCAGUAGGUGGAAGUUGGUAUCUGCCAUAUCCAUUGGGUAUCGACGACGGAUGUCAAAAUCUUGUCAGUAGAAGACAGUGUCCUUUGGAAACAGGAGACGUAGCAACUUACAACCUUAAUAUGGACAUUCCAGCAGGAACCCCGCCAGGAGUGACUGUCUGGGUUAGAUUCUCACUAAAAGAUGAUAAUUACAAUACUCACAGUUGUUUCGAAGUCGAAUUCAGAACUGUGUAAGAUUAUUACAGUCUUGAUAACUAUAUUUGUUUGCGUAUUAUAAUUGACAUUCAAAAAAAUUUUGUGUAAAUGAUUGCUAUUUUUUUAAACAAAAUAUAUACUUGAAUAUCGCAUAAAA